AUGGCUGAUCAAGAGAGUAGGAUUCGGAACUCAUUUCCUCCUCUUUGGAAAGAGGUUGCCGGGGUCUGCAAUACUGCAUUUCAAAAGUUCAAAAAGCGUCCGUCCCAAAACCUAUGCAAGGACUACAACAAACUCAUUAGCCAGAUAUGUGAAGCACAUGGGCUGGUCUACAACUUGACUGCGUACCAGUGCUCAAACUAUCCUGCCCUUGUUCGAGGCAGCAACUCUACACCUGUUGUUGGUGAAACAGUGGAAAGCACCCAAGUACUUGUUGUUUACUACCUUCUGCGUGAGUUGCUGAAAAAGCAAGUCAACAACGUAAAGUCGACGAUACAGAAAGAUUCCAUCUUGUCAUACUUGGACGCAUAUGAAAAGUACACAGCAGGAGGGAAUGUCGUGAAGUCGAUUUUCACGUACCUUCACUGGACCUGGCAAAAGAGAGGCCUGCCAGCUGAGCACAUUAUUCAGCCUACGGAAAUUGUUGUCGGUCACUUGUGGAUGGAUGUUAUUCUGACUUCCGAGUUAAAGGAGUCAUUCAGAGCGAAGGUGAACGAAAUUGUCUGCCGUGUCCGAUCAGGCGGCCCGACCAGCGUAGGCGAAAUGGAGAGCGUCAAGCGCUUUUCGCUCAAUCUUGGAUGCUCUACUGACGUCCGACUGACCCUGUAUUCCUCAGUGGUCGAAGAAACGUAUCUGAAAAGUCUUGCGUCCUUCUAUUGCGCAAAAAGAUCGGGGUUCAAAGCGCUUGGUGUUGUUGAGUACAUCAAUCAGUGCGUCAAGGCCGUGAGAAAAGAGGACGUAUUAGCACGCUGCUUCCUGAUUCGAUCUUCGUACGACCAAGUGAGCGAAUCUGUUUUGCGAAUUCUCAUUCACGAGGAGAAAAACUAUCUUUUGCCUUUCUGCAAAAAGUGCAUUGAUCCAUCUGAUGGUAACGAUCCGUUGUCGUGCAAGAAAUCAUUGUCGGCUCUCUAUGAUUUACUCGGCGGUGGCGCAGAGGAGUCGUGGAUGGAGGAUUUGCUGACAGAAACGGUUUCCGAGUACGCUGAUCGGGAGCUCAAGAAGACAAGUGAUUCAUCUGAGGCAUCGUCCAUUUUGCGAAUUUUGAAGAAGGCUCAGCAAACAUUUGAGAUGACGAUUUCCGGUAUUUUUGGUCACCAACCACGUCUCAUUCGGGCUGUUUACGACGGAAUUCAGGCCAAUUUAGCAGCACUCGAAAGGCCAGGUACUACUGAGGACAAUGCAGCGAAAAUUGCGAAGCGUCUCGCCAAAUACGCAGCUGACGAAAUCAAGACCAUGCCCAUUGAUGAACUGCGUCGAACGAAUAACUGGAUCGCCGUUAUUUACCGUCUGUGCUCAAGAAAGGAUGUAUUUCACCUGUCUUACACUCGCUUUUUGCAAGAGCGUCUCUUGACAAAUAUUUUUGGCACUGGAAAGCAAAGCGAAAUCGCGGUGCGUGAGGAGAGUAUGCUGUCGAGUCUUCUCAUCAAGGACAAGAACUUUGGUUUCAUUUUCAAUUGCAUGCGCAUGCUUAACGACGCCCGCCGAAACGACUCGGAAAGAGCAGAACGAGUGCAGCAGCUGCUGGUGAAGCCAUACAUAUUAACGGCGUUCGCGUGGGGAGAGUCGCGUCGCUCUCCGGAUAUGGACCGCACUUCUGUUCCCCUUGAAUUGCAGUCUGUCAUUUCUCACGACAUCUACGCUUACUCUGCACUGCAAAAUGGGCGCAAGCUGCUUUUUUCACUGGAGCACUCUGGUGCUCGUGUGAGAAUGAGCGUUUCAAACAAGGCCGCAUCGUUUUUGCUCCUGGUUUCACUCCUGCAGAUGCGUUACCUGCUCGUAAUGAACAAAAUGAAAGAGUGGUCCGCUGACGAGCUGUGCUCUCAAACCCGCACAAGUCUCGUGGAAUGCAAGCGAGCGUUGAUGCCUUUUGUACAAACUGGGUUGCUGCAGGAAACAGCACAACAUGUGUUCGAUCUGGAUCCAAACAUUUUUGCUCUACAGAGUGGUGAGGAGAAAAUGUACGACCUCCGCUACAUAGAGCUGGGGUCUCAGCAGAGUAAUCCAGAGAAGAACAGCAUUUUUCUGCGCGGAGAAAAAUCUCAUGUUUUAUCGAUUGAAGGCGCUGUGAUGCGGCUACUGAAAGAACUAGGCCCACUCUCACUGGAUGUCAUAAUUGGUAAAGUUUCUGCUUCAUUGGGUAAGCUAUCGGUGCAGCGAAGGGACAUUAAGAAGGUACUUGAGAAACUUGUUGAGCGUGAAUACGUGGAGCGUAGCGAGGACAAUUGUUUUUCAUUUAUCCCUUAA
Messenger RNA from Leishmania mexicana MHOM/GT/2001/U1103, 2301 nucleotides. RefSeq lists its product as hypothetical. NCBI's taxonomy places the organism in Eukaryota, Euglenozoa, Kinetoplastea, Trypanosomatida, Trypanosomatidae. Gene Ontology annotation, cellular component: cullin-RING ubiquitin ligase complex. The record is from RefSeq and is a predicted model, not a curated record. The transcript has a single exon. Gene Ontology annotation, biological process: ubiquitin-dependent protein catabolic process; protein ubiquitination. Gene Ontology annotation, molecular function: ubiquitin protein ligase binding. Bases 1 to 2301 code for a protein of 766 amino acids.